GUCGUCGUCUCCCCUCAGAGCGGUUCCUGUCUCCCCCAGCCCCUCACGGCCGCUCCCGCCGCAGUCUCCCCUCAGAGCGGUUCCUGUCUCCCCAUAGCCCCUCACGGCCAUUCCCGUCGUCGUCUCCCCUCAGAGCGGUUCCCGUCUCCCCCAGCCCCUCACGGCCGUUCCCGCCGCAGUCUCCCCUCAGAGCGGUUCCUGUCUCCCCCAGCCCCUCACGGCCGUUCCCGCCGCAGUCUCCCCUCAGAGCGGUUCCUGUCUCCCCCAGCCCCUCACGGCCGUUCCCGCCGCAGUCUCCCCUCAGAGCGGUUCCUGUCUCCCCCAGCCCCUCACGGCCGUUCCCGCCGCAGUCUCCCCUCAGAGCGGUUCCUGUCUCCCCCAGCCCCUCACGGCCGUUCCCGCCGCAGUCUCCCCUCAGAGCGGUUCCUGUCUCCCCCAGCCCCUCACGGCCGCUCCCGCCGCAGUCUCCCCUCAGAGCGGUUCCUGUCUCCCCCAGCCCCUCACGGCCGUUCCCGCCGCAGUCUCCCCUCAGAGCGGUUCCCGCCGCGAUGUUCCGCGGACGCCGUGCUUGGUUCUCGCAGAGCGUCAGCCCGGGCCCGCGGGGGCUGUGGGCAGACGGCGGCGGCACCACCACCCACUGGCUGGAUGCUGACUACCUCUUCAGCAGCGAUGCCGCCCACCCCGACACCCGCAGCAUUCACGAGAGCCUCCGUUACUUGGAGGGCAGAGCCACGGUCUUCCACUCCUGUUACCUCUCAGUGUGUGCAGACACUGGCACCAGAGAGAAGCCCUCGGGGCUUCUGGGCCACUUCGUCCUGCCCCCUGCCUGCCUGCAAGAAGAAAUCAGAAGGAAAAUUGGCUGGUUUAUUUGGGAGAAGGCAGAUGCCCUUGAAGAACAGACCAAGGAAAAUCUGACAGACGGACCAGAAGCAGCAAGUAAUGGCUGUGAGGAAGAAACAGAGGAAGCACUAGACCUGGCUGAGAGCAGUGAAGAAACAGACUCUGAAGAACUUGCCCAGGGAGAAUUCCCAUACCGUGCCCUCCAGAAAUACCCAAUAAAUAACAUGGUGACAGGCUAUGCCUCUGCACGGGACAUGAAGAAAUAUGAGGGGGAACUCCAUGACUUUAUCCCUGGCACCUCAGGCUAUGCAGCCUACUGGGUUCAAAGCAAACCUAGCAUGUACUGCAAGACCAAAAUGAAGAGGAAAUUGUAAGGAACAGCUGGCUGGAGCAGCAAAAACUUCACUCUAAGAGCUGCCAGAUGAUUUAUAAAUUACCUGACUACAGCUCAGAGUAUUCCAUGUAUUAUUUAAGUACUGGCUACAGUUAUUGCAGUAUUUGCUUCUUUAAGUAACUACUUAAACUAAAUUUCACAACAAACAUAAAUACAGACAUUCCUCCUCAAAACACAAAGUAUUUUCUUUUUAUUCCAGGAUGAGGUGGUGGUGGUGGUGGUUUAAGCUAUGUUUAACUAGUUUAAGCAAGUUUUCCCUGGAGGGACACACUGAGGUCUCCUUUCAUUUAAUCACAGAAAUGUAAGACUUCUCCCUUACAUUUAAGCACUUUCAAGUGACCAAUAGAGUUAUAAAAAGCAACUUUUAUUGUGGCACAGCCUGAUCCCUGGGCUGUCCACCUGGAAGAAGCACAGGCAAACCUAGGACAGGCUCCUACAAGCUCCAAGGAGCCACCAUGGCUGGCUGCCCCAAAGGCAAGAGAGCCUCUAAAAAGCAGCUUUGCACCUCACAUCCCAAACUGCCAUGAAAGAACACAAAAAGAUGCUGCCACACACAAAG
Oenanthe melanoleuca is the source of this 1793-nucleotide messenger RNA. It is a transcript of the gene TERB2, whose product is annotated as telomere repeat binding bouquet formation protein 2. Gene Ontology annotation, biological process: homologous chromosome pairing at meiosis; meiotic attachment of telomere to nuclear envelope. The transcript has 7 exons. The record is from RefSeq and is a predicted model, not a curated record. Bases 549 to 1214 code for a protein of 221 amino acids. Gene Ontology annotation, cellular component: nuclear inner membrane. Lineage: Eukaryota; Metazoa; Chordata; Aves; Passeriformes; Muscicapidae.